This is a messenger RNA of Drosophila serrata, 976 nucleotides long. RefSeq names its product Methyl methanesulfonate sensitivity 4 (gene mms4). Gene Ontology annotation, biological process: mitotic intra-S DNA damage checkpoint signaling; replication fork processing; resolution of meiotic recombination intermediates. Gene Ontology annotation, molecular function: DNA binding; crossover junction DNA endonuclease activity. The record is from RefSeq and is a predicted model, not a curated record. Gene Ontology annotation, cellular component: Holliday junction resolvase complex; nucleus. Lineage: Eukaryota; Metazoa; Arthropoda; Insecta; Diptera; Drosophilidae.
CUAAAGUGAGCGCAAUUUACUUCUGAAAAAUGGCAAAUAAAGUUGAUAAACUGCACAAACAGGCUUUACGGGAGCAACAAAAACGAAUUAAACCUGGAGAAUGUAUGAAAUAUGUACGGCUUGUGAUAGAUGCCGGAUUUUUGGGGAUUCCUGUGGGUCAACAGCUCCUUCAGCAGUUGAAUUCCACCAGCUUGAAGUAUGAAAUACGAAGUUUGCCAGUCAGUCACUGCAUAUUUUGGGAGCGUAAUGUAGGGCAACAGACAAUUGCACCCGGAACAAGUCCAACUGGUCUAGAUGAGGCGUGGAAAAAAGAGGAUCAAGUGAUACAGUGGCUUUCUGAAUCCACUUUCCACCAGGCUGUCAAGGACCAAAGCUUGGUUUGUGUGGGGCCCAGGUUACAGGCCUUGUUUCCCGAUUGCCAAUAUACGGUGGCACUUUCCAAGCUUCGUCACAAUAAAAACAGCAGCACCAGCCAGGAUGCUUUGAUAGAAAUGCAGCUGCUUCAGGAGCUUCAUGUGGAGCAGCUGGACCGACCUGAAAGCCAGGAACUGUUGGCCCUUAUUCAGCGCUACACGAAAGCCAUAGCGGAGGCCCCGUACAAAAAGCAGCGCAACGAGACCCUGGGAUGCUUCAAAAAGUACGUUGCCAACGAUAAGAAGCAAUGCGUCCGCGUUGAUCAAGGCAAUGGAUACGGACGCCUCUGGCAACAGCAUUUGAAUCGCUUGCCCCAAGUCACUCUCGAAGUGGCAGAGUCGAUUAUAGCUCAGUAUCCCUGCCCAAAGAAGCUUCUAGAUCACUUUUCGAGUGAUCCCACUUCUAUACAGACGUUGGCUGACCUGAAGAUCAAACGCUGUAAUGGACCCCAGCCCAUGCACACCGAGAGGCGCAUAGGAAACGUUUUAAGUAACAAAUUACACACUCUUUACAAUUCUAGGGAUCCAAAUACUUUGAUUUAAGCUUUUGAAUCUUCAACCAA